Molecule: messenger RNA, 5406 nt
Organism: Misgurnus anguillicaudatus (oriental weatherfish)
Lineage: Eukaryota; Metazoa; Chordata; Actinopteri; Cypriniformes; Cobitidae
Gene: vasna
Product: vasorin a
Cellular component (GO): plasma membrane
Molecular function (GO): protein binding
Source: RefSeq, a predicted model, not a curated record
GUCAUUCAGUAAAACAUCACCGUGUUUGUGAUUGUGGAGCGCAGACGUUUGGAUGCGCGCGAGCUGGACAGAUCGCCGAAACUUUGCGAAUAAACCGCAUAAUUAAUGAGUGUCAAAACUCGCUUUCAGGAGACAUUAAUCCUUCUUGUGUUAUGAGUCUACAAGAGAUUUAAGCGUCUUAACUUGUGGAUAAAAUACAGCACGGUUGAUUCGUCUUACGUAUUUGUGCAGGUUUCAUUCCAAAAGGCCAGACACAGAUCGACAAUGCGGCUCCUAUUUUCCCUGUCUCUUCUCAUUUUGUUUCAACUGCUGUGUUGGUCUCUGAGCAACGGAUGUCCUCAGAAUUGCACGUGUAGCCCCGAUGGCUACAAUUUCUGCAUCAACCGUAAAUUAGACAACAUUCCUCAAGGUCUCCCCUCCAACACCAAAAAACUCUACCUGUUUCAAAACAACAUCAACACCUUGCAACAGCAGGGUUUUGUACAGCUUGGGGAGCUACGAUUGCUGGACCUGAGUCAGAACGUCCUCAGUGAAAUCCCUGAUAGGGUCUUCAGUUCAUUGUCCUCCUUACACAACCUUGAUCUGUCUUCAAACCGCAUCACCCAUAUUUACAAAGACAGUUUUACUGGGUUGGUUAACCUGGAAAGGCUGUAUCUCUACAACAACAUCAUUCAGAGUAUUCACCCAGCUGCUUUUGAAGGACUGGAGAACCUACUGGAGCUAAAGCUUCAGGGAAAUCAGAUCAGUGUGUUGCCAGCUCUAGCACUGCCCAAACUGCUGCUCUUGGAUCUAAGUCAUAACACUAUCCCACCACCUGGACCUGAUGAUCUACAAACGCCACACCUUGAGUCCCUUAAAAUAGCUGGACUGCGUCUGAGCAGUCUGGAUGAGGGACUGUUAAAAAGCCUGGCGAACUUGCAUGUUCUGGAUGUUUCUCAGAACCAGCUUGUGGGGAUACAAUCUACUCUCAAGGCAAUGACAGGCCUACAACGUCUUAAUUUGGGGAACCCUUUGGGCUCCCUUAGCAAAGAAGACUUUGAAAAUCUGAGUAAUCUGAUAGAACUUGACUUGAGCAACCUUAAUUUGCAAGGGUUCCCUGAAGGCUUCUUUACCAUUUUCCCCAAACUUGAGACACUCGCUGUGGCUGAAAACCCCUUUAACUGCAUCUGUCCCCUGGCCUUGUUUCCAGCAUGGGUGAUGGAUUCAAAAGUUCAGUUGUUGAGAAUGGAGGAGACUCGUUGCCACUUUCCUCCGAUCAAUUCAGGAAAAGUUUUAGCAAAGUUGGAGCACAAGGAUUUUGGCUGCCCAACGACGACUAUUGAAUUAACAAGUGCAAGGACUAGGACCACCAAUAAGCCAUCAAACCCCACCACACCGUCAACUACAACGCAUGCCAUUCCCCCUCCACCACAAAGUGAGGUGCACUCCGCAGAACUAGACAGUCACCCUCCUUUCCAGACCACUCCCUUGCCCACCAACUUUAAAGAAGAAGUGCUAAUGUGCCCUCCCAACAUCUGUUUAAAUGGUGGAACAUGCAUGUUUGACUCAAAUGGGAAAAUGAUUUGCCUGUGUCCACCUCACACGUCAGGAUCCUACUGCGAAAGUCAAAAUGAAGCUCAGCCUCCCCCAGCUUCCCCAAGAAUUUCCAUUGAGACCAUUGCUACAGUCCAGCCCAAAACAAUCAGCUCCCAUCAUGUAACCAGCACUUCCAUUACAUUAGACCUUCACCGCUACAUAGAGUCACGACCACACAUCCGUGGGAUUCGCUUGACUUAUAAGAACUUGUCCGGCCCUGACCGCAGGCCUAUGCAGCUAAAUGUCCCUGCAUUCUACCACGAGUACACGCUUAGAGGGCUUCAACCUAACAGCACCUAUUCCGUAUGUGCAAGCCCACUGGGGGAACCUACUCAUGCUUCCAUUGCUGCAUGCAUGGAGACUCACACAGCAGAAAGCCGGACAUACCAUGAGCCCACCGUUGACAAGACCGAACCAUCAUCCCCCCUUAUACCCAUCAUGGUAGCUGUGGCUGUGGUGAUAAUUGCAGCAGUUGUAGCCACUGUGUUGAUCAUCCACUGCAGGAAGAAGUCCAAGGCUGCAGUAGAUCUGCAUUUACAUGAAACAUCCCCUCUUGAGUUGGAAGGAGUAAAGGCAAGUCUAGAGAAUGGGGUGACGCAUACAAAGCAACCCGAUAUCACCAAUUGCCCACACUUAGUCCUUAACGGUUUGGAUUAUGAAGCACCAUUAAUACAAGGACAAUGUCCGUCUAAUAACAAUGUAGGCGGCAUGAAACCCUCAUACAUGUAAAAGCCAUAAUGUGCUAUUCAUACCUCCAGUCCAUAAUAGAGCGCAGUACUGUGCUCUGUGACUCCUGCGGGCGGGUGCGAUGCAGAUACUAAGUAGACCCUGAUGGGUUGGUGAACAUUUGAAUGCAUCCCAGCCAAAUGCCUUUUCGUACUGACUUUCAGUAUUCAAACUAGGUGCAUUUCUGUCAUUUUCUUCCAAAAAUGUUAGAUCUAAAUGAGAACUUCUCUCAAAUGAAAGAAAUGUCCCUGGGAUAUAAAACAAGUCGCUUUUGAGGUAGCUCCUUAACUGUGUAGCUGGACCUUAUGGAUACGAGUCAAGAUAUCUUGCCUGGACGCCUGGACUUUUCAGUCCAGAGAAUAUUGCACUGAUCAAAAACACUGGGACUGUGCCUAAGGGGUGCUUGUUAGCCUUACCUCUUGGAAGAUGCUACAAAGUGGUUUCGAGCAGCAUCAAAGCAUCCCUCUUUUCCCUUUACCCCAUCCGUCCUGCACAUGAGAUUAUUUGCUGUGAAAAACCCAUAAUGAAGUGACACUUUUCUACUUUUAGUUUGUACAGUUUAUGUUAAAUCUGAUGUUUUAUUAAUGUCUGCUUUUGUAUUUUUAAAUGCCUUUUUUUCUGUUUAUUUCUGUUGAAACCAGGGUCCAAAAUGUACACUUACCAAGAGUAAAUUUGGCUUUUAGGAGCAAAUGAAAUGGAAAUGGUUCAACAAGAGAUUGAGACUGGCUCAUCUCAUAUCAUACUUUAAGAAAAUUAUGUAGAAAUCACAUUCCCAUGAGGACAAAACUAUAUAUAGGAUGUGAAAUAUUUUAGUACUAGGUACUAGUAAGUAAGAAAUGUUUAUGGCAGGUACAUUCCCUAACCAUUACCAAAUGUUAAUUUUGGAUCCUGCAAACGACUAAAUGCCUUUUCUUUCCUUCUCCUGACCUUAAAAAUAAACUGACUAUACAUGUGCUAAGUCUGCAUGUCGCUGUCCAGCCAACGUCUGGCAAUGAAACACUUUGCGAGACUAUAAACACCCACAGUCAUUUUGACCUCAAACAAAUUCCACACACACGCACUAACAAACAGGCAAGUACUAUAUAUGGAGAUGGAUAACAAACACUUUCAACAAAGCUGUUUUUUGACGUGCCAACUUUCUAAAAAUGUCCCGUAGCCAUGAUAUAAACGAGAGAGAAUCUAGGGAGCAAGGCUUCAAAGCCAGGUUUUGUUGUUGUAUGUGUUGCCAAACUGAGCCCAGUUUAUGCCACAACCAAGCCAGAUGGCUCUGAUCACUAGACUGCAAAAAACAUACAAAAGUGCUGGUGGUGCCAUGGUAUCUGAUGGUAAUACCAUGGUACUUUGAUAUAUGCAUACAGUGUAUCUUAAAAUAGGAUUACCAUGGUAUUUUUGUGUCCAAUCAAAAACUGAGAAGUGUAAUUAUAUUGUGCCCCUGAAGUGGUUAAUUUAAAGAACCAAAUCCUUUAAUUUUGAAAGAAAAAAAGAAUCAUGGUAUACUGUCAGAACAAAUGGUCAAAAAUUGUACAUUUAAGUACAGAUUUUUAUAUAUGAAGAGUUUGGUUCCAAAACGCGAUAAACGCCAUUUAAAAAAAUUACCGCCAAAAUCAGUAUUGUAUCAGGUCAGUAUUAAAAAGUAAAUUCUUAAUUUUACGGAAAAUCCAAUAUCCACCGUAUUAUGUCAUUUUUUCUCCUUUUUUCCCAAAACGCGAUAAACGCCACUUCUCUUUUUCUGCAGAAUGCAAUAAAUCCGCUCCACAAAUCACAGCGCACCAUUCCACGCAUUGUAAACAACAAUGGCGGCGCUUAAAAUACACACAGAAUCCUAGUUUUCCUCAUCUACUUUGUACUUCGUGAUCGACAAACAAACAAAAACAAAAUAAUACUUUUGAUGGCAUUGAUAAACCUGUGGUGGUUUUCUGUGACGGGGAAGAAACGUAAGCCAUCAAAAUCGAAUAAUUUACGCGCGAGGCACUCGGGCGAAGGAAAAAUGCCGUCUGUUGCUUGUUCUCACACGACAGCAUCAAGCUUCUGUCAUGCUAACACAUUGACCCCAGAGGAUCUUAUGAAAAACUUUACAUUAUUUUACUCGAAGUCAACGAAAAUCGAGCAGGACCAAAACAUUUUACAGCUGAUCGCUGUCAAAAAAGUUAAGCGACGACGUCCUAAGGAUGACCGCAGCAAUGACAGUGUUCUUAAUAUGACAAAGUAAGUGUUUUGAUUAAUGCCAUUAAUGUUUAUUUUUUUAAUCAGUGUAAACCACUAGUCAACUAAAUGAAUAUAACAUGGUAAAGAUUAAUGCACAUUUAUAUAUUGAUUCAAUAGAUUUAUAGCAUUUUGUAAAAAACACUUGUCGUGGAUUUAUUGCAUUUUGUGGAAAAAAUAAUCAGUUUUUAUAAUAAAUCAAAUUAUGGAUUUGAAUUUUUUUAUGUCUUUAUAAACCUAAAGAUGCUAUGUGAAAGUUUGUAACAGAAAAUAGUGGUUUUCAUCUCGUCACUUUCUUGGUAUAGAAAACACAUUUUUACCAAAAUUAGUCAAAAUAAAUUGCGUUUUGGAACCAAACUCUUCAUAUUUAAUACCAAUAUGUACUUUUGGGGUACUAUUAUGUAUUUUUUACUUUUGGAAAAGGGUACUGCUCCAGUUACAGCUAGUGACCAUUUUGUCUGACAGUGUAUGUUUAUUUUUAUAAAAGGAGAUUGAUUUCAGUGACUGAAAAGAAAGAUUGAAUGUUUUAUUGUGGAAUUGCACGGUUAUGUGCAUUAUCUACUAGUUGUGUAAGGAAUGGAGGCAAAACUCAAAUCGACAUUUUCCCCAAUGGCAACAAUCUUGUUUUUUAAUAUUUAUGACAGUAUGAAGUAUGUGCACUGAAGACGCCAGCGCUUAGCACAUCCAAACAUUCAAACUGGAAAGAGAAGCAACUUUACACAGCAUGAUGGGCUUCAGAUAUUUGAAACAUUUUCAAACCUCUUUCAAGUUCCAUGCUUACUUUGGGAUGAUUGUUGUUUUUGUCUUUUAUUGUGCACAAAGCCAAGUUUUGUAUUUUUUAUUUUUGGAUGUAAAAAUGUGUAUUCUUUUUUGACAUCUGUUGAAAAAAUAAAACAGAAAAAA